This is a messenger RNA of Neocloeon triangulifer, 2335 nucleotides long. RefSeq names its product coiled-coil domain-containing protein 142. The transcript is spliced from 10 exons. The record is from RefSeq and is a predicted model, not a curated record. NCBI's taxonomy places the organism in Eukaryota, Metazoa, Arthropoda, Insecta, Ephemeroptera, Baetidae. Bases 42 to 2270 code for a protein of 742 amino acids.
UGGGGCCACGGCGGCCCAGCGAGCGCUGAGGCCCCUCGAGCAUGUCGGCCAGGAGCAGGGGGCCGCGGCCUGAGGACCUGCGCCGCCAAAAAGAGGCCACCGAGGCGGCCGCCAGGGCCCAGUCGGCCUGCAUCCUUAGAAGAAGCCGCCUCCGGGCCGCUGCCCGCCUCCAGCGCCGCCUCCGACAGGUGCUGCUUGCCCUAACUGAUAAACUCACAGAGUUGGAGGCGAAACGAAUGGAAAAAGUUUUGCUUUCUUUGUCAAGCGAAAUCGAGGAGUUCCAUCUUCAGAACCGCGAAUCACCGCAGGAAAGCGUCGCUCAAUGUGUGGACAAACCACUUCAGCUCAGGGCCACUUCACUCUCCGCCGAUCUAUCAAAAAGCCUUCUUGUCACAAACUAUCUGGGACACCAAGUGGCGGUGGCCGCCGUCAAAUCGUUAGCAACUUCCAGGCCAGAAUGCGUGGAGCACCUUUCCGUGGGCGUCUGUCUAUUGGCGAAGGCGCUGGGCACAAUGGAGGCUGGCACCAUCGACAUUGAAGGUCGCGGCCUCCUGCUGUACCGCAACACGUGCCCCUUCAUGCUGGUGCCCGCCCGCAAGCUCACCCUGACACGCCUUCUGCAACUGGCCGCCUGUCAGCGGGCCGAGGCGGCCAGCAGGGCGCUCGUGGCCGCCGUGCUCUCGUCGGCGCCCGCGUCUGUCCGCGUACCCGAUUCCGAGGAGGACGUCGUCAGCUCGAGACCCAUUCCUCACGUGGUCACCGCCGACGGUGUCGGAACUAGAACUCUUUACGUCAGGAGCAGCAGUUUCAGCCUGCGCAGUGUGAAGAACUCGAGUUUCGAAGUUGCCCAGGAACUCGUGCAGUACGCGACCCCUCCCGUGACCUUGGAGAACGACCUUUGCCCGCUCGCCAACCUUCUGAACGAUUGUGUCGCCUCCGAACAACGACUGCCCGCUGCCCUCCUCAUCGCCGCCAAAACUCAUGCACCCUCUCUGGCUGGACCUUCGGGGGACAAACUACUUGCUCAGAAAGACUCGAGGUCAAAGGUCAUGACCUACUAUCGACAACUAUUAUGGGGUGACGCCGCCACACUCGCUGACCACGUCCUCCUUUGGUGGCUCAAGCCACUAGGCCAAUUGUGGUCAGGUCGAAGUCUGCUGAGUUGGUUGCGGAAGGAGGCGCGCGAGAUGCGUUCUGGGGAGCCGCUGUCCUGCAUGAACGCCCUUUGCGAGGCCCUGGCGACGCACCAGGCGGUCGUCUCAUGGGACGCCCUUUUCCGCAGAGCCACCGUCGCUCCCUCGGGCCACACUUUUGCUUCCUUACUCCACUCUCUUGUGAUUCAAGUGCAGCUGGCCGAGGUCGGACCUGCCGUCGAGCAGAUUCCCCUUCUGCACAGAAUGGACCACUCGCUGCACACGUAUCGACUUUGGGUGCUUUCGGCGGCUCGGAACCACAUCGGCAACUGGCACGUUGACCGAUUCGUCGACACCAGUCAGUCCGACGUGGCAGACGCGCUCAACGACCUCGAAAGAUUAUCGAUCUCAGACAUAUACAAUGAACCUCCUUUGGAAUGUGUACACGAAACUGUUUGCGCCAAAAUGCGAUGUAAACUUGUGUCUGAAGUAACCAUCAAUCUUGGGAAGCUUCAGCGAACACCCGAAGAGUGCAUCCAAGUGAUGGCCGCUGUUUGCCGAACCGUCAGUCUCGCGAAUCUCCACAUGUGCUUCCCGCCGCGACGGUAUUGGCGUCAGGACGGUGCUCUGCCGCAGUUCGCAAGUGCCUACGUUGAGCAAUAUUUAGACAAAAUGCUGCGGCCAGUGCUAUUGGCUACGAGUUCCCUGCCGACAGAGCUGCAGCAGAAAAUCAGUGGCAUGACCCUGAGGAUCAUGUGCGAAGCCUGGCUGGACCACAUUUACCAGUUGAAGAUCCAGUUCAGCGAGCGAGGUGCAUUGCAACUUCUGGCCGACUUCGGGGCGGUGACGACCUGGUUGCAGGAAAGGGCCGCCCUGACCCCUCCGGUGGAGAAGCACCUGGUGCGCAGCGAGGUGUUGCGAAGGUGCGAAGGGGUCGGUCGCCUUUUGCUGCGGCAACCUGGCGAGUCGCUCGACCUGGCCACGUCCAAGCAGCUGCCCGACCCCAACAAGUGCCCUUCGGUGGGCACCCCUGUCAAGGACAGCAUGCCCGCUGAGAUGUACGUGCCGAACCAGGAGAAGUGGCUGCAGCUCAGGGCGCGCCGCAAAGGGGCGGCCACCCUCUUGUGCUGCAGAUGAGAUUUGGCUCGUCGUCACGUCGACGCAUUUUCAAAGAGGAAAAAACCCUAAAACUCAAAAGCAGG